Messenger RNA from Lemur catta (Ring-tailed lemur), 3345 nucleotides. It is a transcript of the gene PRKG2, whose product is annotated as protein kinase cGMP-dependent 2. Gene Ontology annotation, molecular function: cGMP-dependent protein kinase activity; ATP binding. The transcript is spliced from 18 exons. The record is from RefSeq and is a predicted model, not a curated record. Bases 9 to 2297 code for a protein of 762 amino acids. Gene Ontology annotation, biological process: protein phosphorylation. NCBI's taxonomy places the organism in Eukaryota, Metazoa, Chordata, Mammalia, Primates, Lemuridae.
CGAGCAACAUGGGGAAUGGGUCGGUGAAGCCCAAGCAUUCCAAGCACCUGGAUGGCCCCUCCGGGAACGCGGCCGCCGACGCCCUGCGGAGCAAGGUGGCGGAGCUGGAGAGAGAGCUGAGGAGAAAGGAUGCGGAGAUCCAGGAGCGCGAGUACCACCUGAAGGAGCUGCGGGAGCAGCUGUCCAGGCAGACGGUGGCCGUGGCCGAGCUGACCGAGGAGCUGCAGAGCAAGUGCGUGCAGCUGAACAAGCUGCAGGACGUGCUGCAGCUGCAGGGCGCCAGCCCGGCCCCGGCCUCCCCGGACAGAGCGGCCCUCGGGGCCCAGCGGGAGACCUCGGGGCCGGUCUCCCUGCACAGCCGGCGGGGGGCCAAGGCGGGGGUGUCUGCCGAGCCAACAACCCGAACCUACGACCUCCACAAGCCCCCCGAGUUCUCCUUCGAGAAGGCGAGAGUCAGAAAGGACUCCAGUGAGAAGAAGCUCAUUACGGAUGCCCUUAAUAAAAAUCAGUUUCUCAAGAGGCUGGAUCCCCAGCAGAUCAAAGACAUGGUGGAAUGCAUGUAUGGGAGGAGCUACCAGCAGGGCAGUUACAUUAUCAAGCAAGGAGAACCAGGAAACCACAUCUUUGUGCUGGCAGAGGGUCGACUCGAGGUGUUCCAAGGGGAGAAACUGCUGUCGUCCAUUCCUAUGUGGACCACAUUUGGGGAGCUGGCGAUUUUGUACAACUGUACAAGGACGGCCUCUGUGAAAGCGAUUACCAAUGUUAAAACGUGGGCACUAGAUCGAGAGGUUUUCCAGAAUAUAAUGAGGAGAACAGCCCAAGCUAGAGAUGAGCAGUACAGAAAUUUCCUCAGAAGCGUAUCCUUGCUAAAGAAUUUACCUGAAGAUAAAUUAACCAAGAUCAUUGACUGCUUGGAAGUGGAAUACUAUGACAAAGGAGACUACAUCAUUAGGGAGGGCGAGGAAGGAAGUACCUUUUUCAUUUUGGCAAAAGGAAAGGUAAAAGUUACGCAGAGUACAGAGGGCCAUGAUCAACCUCAGCUGAUAAAAACACUGCAGAAAGGAGAAUAUUUUGGAGAAAAAGCUCUUAUCAGUGAUGAUGUCCGGUCGGCUAACAUAAUUGCUGAGGAAAACGAUGUUGCCUGCCUGGUCAUAGAUCGAGAAACGUUCAACCAGACUGUUGGGACAUUUGAAGAACUCCAGAAAUACCUGGAAGGGUAUGUGGCAAACCUGAACCGGGACGAUGAAAAAAGACAUGCAAAGCGGUCCAUGUCUAACUGGAAGCUGUCCAAAGCCCUCUCUCUGGAAAUGAUUCAGCUGAAGGAGAAGGUGGCCAGAUUCUCCUCAUCCUCCCCCUUCCAGAGCCUUGAGAUUAUUGCGACACUGGGCGUUGGUGGGUUCGGAAGAGUUGAGCUUGUUAAAGUGAAGAACGAGGACGUGGCCUUUGCCAUGAAGUGCAUCAGAAAGAAGCACAUUGUGGACACGAAGCAGCAGGAGCAUGUCUACUCGGAGAAGAGGAUCCUGGAGGAGCUGUGCUCCCCGUUCAUUGUGAAAUUAUAUCGUACUUUCAAGGACAAUAAGUAUGUGUACAUGCUCCUGGAGGCCUGCUUAGGUGGGGAGCUGUGGAGCAUCCUGAGAGACAGAGGCAGCUUUGAUGAGCCCACCUCCAAAUUCUGCGUCGCUUGUGUGACAGAAGCCUUUGAUUACCUGCAUCGACUGGGUAUUAUCUACAGAGACCUGAAGCCAGAAAACUUAAUUCUAGAUGCUGAAGGUUACCUGAAAUUGGUUGACUUUGGAUUUGCUAAGAAAAUAGGAUCUGGACAGAAAACGUGGACGUUCUGUGGGACGCCGGAGUACGUGGCUCCUGAAGUCAUCCUCAACAAGGGGCACGACUUCAGUGUGGAUUUCUGGUCCCUGGGGAUUCUGGUGUAUGAGCUGCUCACCGGCAACCCCCCCUUUUCUGGGACUGACCAAAUGAUGACCUACAAUUUGAUUCUCAAAGGAAUUGAAAAAAUGGAUUUUCCUCGAAAGAUAACAAGGCGACCUGAGGAUUUGAUUCGGAGGCUUUGCAGGCAAAAUCCAACAGAAAGGCUAGGAAAUCUGAAGAAUGGAAUCAAUGACAUUAAGAAACACAGGUGGUUAAACGGUUUUAAUUGGGAGGGACUGAAAGCACGGAGCCUCCCGUCACCUUUACGAAGAGAGCUCAGUGGACCCACAGAUCACAGCUACUUUGACAAGUAUCCCCCUGAGAAGGGAGUGCCCCCGGAUGAACUGUCAGGCUGGGAUAAAGACUUCUAACGGAAGCGAAGAUGAUUACUGCCUGCACACUACCGAAGAGGACUAUCAGGACCAAUAAUCCAAUGCUGAUUAUUUCUCUCUUCAGCGUAUUAUGACAUCUUUUGGAAGACCAGUAGGGAGAAGAGAUCUCUGCCCAGGGGUUAGAGGAGAACGGUACGGAGGUGGUCCUGAAUUGCAAUGUCUCAUUGAGAUGCUGUGAAUUAUCCGUGUAUUUCAUUCCUUGCUUUUCUCAAACGUUGAAGGCUAUCCCGUUUCCCUUUCCACAGCCAGCACCGUUUUUGUUCACGAGGCAUAGUUUUCUCUGCAGUCUAUUGCUCCCUCCCAGUUGUAUUCUUCUCCUUUGAGACGACUAAGGUUUGGAAAAAAAAGGGUCUUGCUCUUGAACAGUUAAAGUCAUGCAAAUAAAAGGAAGAGCAGGGUGAAUUUGCCCCAGCUCUCAACAACUCCGUAGAAGCCUUGUGGCAUCUUGAAACGGUGGUUUGCAGAAUCCUGGUAAUCGAUAGAAGCUCUUGACUUCCCCUUGCGUUUAGCCUGGAAAUAUACUAACAUGCUUCUGAUGCUGGUCGGAGACGGGCAAGUUUGAGUAUUAGUGGUGCUUCCUCGUAAAGUAAAUGAGUCAGUUAAUCCAACCAGGUGAUUAUAUUCUAUUGUGGAACUUAGAAAAAAAUAAAUAAAGCAAAAACUAUUUUUCUUUUUUUGAUGACCAGCUGUGAUAUCGCAAAGACUCUUCAAAAGCCUUGCGAAAGGUGGUGAAAAUCUGUGGUUAAAGCCUUUGGAAAGCUUUCACCUCAUAUGCUAAAAUAUUUUCACAACCAUUAGAAGAUAUGCCGGAACAUAAUUGUGAAGGCUUUUCCUUCCCAUUAAAUACAGAGGAGAAUAAAUUCUAAUAAGUAAGGCCGCUGACUUUUUGAAACUCUGAGUUAUUUUGGCCAAUUUUGCGAUUGUUGCUAUUAAUGAACCAAAAGAGUAUAGAAUCACCACGAUUAACUUUUAACGAAAAUCCCAUUGGCAAAGGUUGAUGCACUGUAAUCACUGCUAAGUUAAUAGC